Molecule: messenger RNA, 3048 nt
Organism: Homarus americanus (American lobster)
Lineage: Eukaryota; Metazoa; Arthropoda; Malacostraca; Decapoda; Nephropidae
Product: myb-like protein K
Source: RefSeq, a predicted model, not a curated record
CAUGUUGAAUAUAAAGUUUGAGUGGUUAUCCCUUUAAAUGUUUACGUUUUCUUUCACGCUACAAUAUAUUCCGUUUUCUCUUUCAGGAUCCGGAGGGACACGAUAGAAUCUGCUUCAAAAAGGUCGCCGUUGUUGAGGACUUCUUCGAUAUCAUCUAUAACCUCCAUGUGUGUAAGGAUGGCAAAGAACAAAAACACAUGGGACAGAAAAGGACUUAUCGGGCUGUAUCAGAGAGGUAUGCCUUCGUGCCCCGGGAGGCGGUCACCAAGUUCCUGGUAUUGUGUACGGAGUGUCCCCGGCGGUCAGUGGGCGUGCACGUGGGUCUGGGUGUGCCCCUGGGUGUGGCCAACCUGCCUGUGCCCCCACCCUCUAUGCCAGUGCCCACCCUGCCCCCACCACCACCGCCUCCUCCACCACCAACAUCUCUCAGUCGCCACCCGGAGGAGGCACCGACGACAGAGGAGUCUCACUACCCUUCAGCUCCCAUGGUCCACCUCAACAACCACCACCACCAUCCCCACCACCAUCACCCUCUCCAUCACCACCACCACCACCACCACCCACACCACCAGCAGCACCACCAGCCACCGCUCCAACACCACCACCACCAACGCCAACAGACACACCUCGAUCAACAACAAAAACAUCAAGAACAGCUGAAGCACCAUAAACUAACGAAGCACCAACAGGAGAAGCAAGAACAGAAACAGAAGCAACAAGAACAACAACAACGGGAGCAACAGGAGGAGGAGAAGAGAAAGGAGGAAGAGGGGGAGGAAGAAGAAUGCCGGUAUGAUAAACGUGUUAGCGCCGUGAGUCAUGAGCUGGACUACAGGGUGCCCUUCACCAGCAUCUACCUCAAACACUGCUCCUCCGCCCUCAACAACAACAACAACAUUCAUCAUAACAACUUCAAUCAUGUUUGGAAGGAUCUGCCGAUUAUUGCGGAGUCUGACGGCAGUGAGGAUGAACUGAAGAAUGCUGAGAUGGAGCGGAAACUUGAGGUGAGGAAUCCGACGGAGUGGACGCCCUACCAGCAGCAGCCUCUAGGCCUCUCCCGGAACGACGUGCAGAGAAGGAGCCCGUGUGCGUCGCCUUCCAGGGUACGUGCCACCGCCACUCCCCUGGACACUGCCAGCAACGCCGAGGACACCUCCAGUAACGGCAACAAGGACGAUAGGGACGACGAUGCCGACGACGACAACGACGAUGACAAAAUCGACGCCCAGUACGACCCAGAGCGACUUAAAGCCUUUAAUAUGUUCGUGCGGUUGUUCGUGGAUGAGAACCUCGACCGCAUCGUGCCCAUCAGUAAACAGCCCAAGGAGAAGAUCCAGGCUAUCAUCGACGCCUGCGCACGACAGUUCCCGAGGUUCGCCGACAACCAUAAGAGGAUCCGCACCUAUCUCAAAAGUUGCAGGCGAAACAAGAGAACUCGAGACUCUAAUGGAUGGGAGACGCCAUCUCGUCCCACACCGCCUCACCUCACCAGCAUCCAGGCAGAGCAUUUGGCCAAUGCCUGUGAAAAUGAAGCCCAGAAUGCCAAGAGAAUGAGGCUGGGCUUGGAACCCAUAGCCCAGCCCAAUCCCCUUAACCCACAGCCUCCCACACCGGUGGGACCAGAAAAACCCUUAUCCUUGGUGGACACAGUGGUCAAGACAGAGUCCAAUGCACCACACGUAUCUGCCCUUGGCAAGGCCCUGGAGCGACCCAUGACAGACUCCAAAGUUAUGAAUGGGUCCUCCAUGUUCCAGGCAUCAUUCCAACAAAGUUCCAAAAGUGACCUCACUGACUGGGUCGACGGUACACACUCAACCAGGUCUUACUCCUCUCCUGGCCACUACCUCUGCCCCCAUGUUAGCAAAUGCCAAGCCAACACGGCCAGCUCCAAUGCAGUUGAGGUCGCAGCAGUACGACAACUCAUCACAGGCAGCUGCGAGUACGCCUUCCUGCUAAGGUCGGCCGAUGAGCUGGAAAAUUUACUGAUUCAUCAACAGAGUCCAUAGUGUUUAUAUAAUGUCUGAAUGUGUAAAUGUGAAGACUCCGUUGUGUGUUUACGGCGGACUAACACGUAUAUGUGAAUUUGCUGAGUAAUGGUUGUCUUAUUGCUGCUCACUCUAAGAUGUAUAAUGGUACAAUUUCAGUGUUUUAUAAAAUAGUAGUAAGAGUAUUUAUUUAUCAACAUUUAAGUUUGUCUCUAUAACUCAAGUCUGUAAGGUAAAAGCAUGAAUGUGAAAAUUGCUGGUGCUGUCAAUCAUGUCCAGUCACUGUAUAAAUCAUAAAAAUUGUUAGAAAGUUAUUAGGUUCUUUGUACUGCCUUGAAAAUUUUUAGGCAAUUAGCAGUUUUCUGUUCCUACAUUGUGGAAAAUUAUAUUGCAUAGAGUUCUCUAGAGAAUUUUUUGUCAAGUUUACUAUGGAAGUGCCUCUUCACCUUAACUUAGGGUUUUAUUCGUUAGAUGUACUCAGGUGAAUAAGAACAAUGACAGGAAGCUAACAGUUGAUGCACACAACCUGUGAACUUAACAAUUUUCUUUGGAUAAAAAUUAUCUAAAAAGAAAAGUCUUUUUGAAAUAAUGAGAAAAAAUUAUCAGUUUGUGCUAAUCAAAAUUUUUUAUUCUAUCAGUGAGUCAGUCCCUCAAGGAUUGGUAUUCUUGGUGACUGAAACAGAUAAAAUAUAUUAGCAUGUGAGUUUGAAAUUUGCAGUGAUGGUACUAAGCUAGUAGUUAUUAAGCUUUUUUAUCUGCAUGUGUCUGUUGGUUUGAGUGCAUCUCCUGGACAAAACUCAGUGUACAGUUUAGCGGGAUUUUGCUUAGGAACACAAAAGUGGCAGAAAGGUUAGUGGGUAGAUUAUUUCAUAAAUUCCCUUGACUUUUCCACAAGUUAUGAAAUAUGUUCUCUAACACAAGAAUCCCAAGAAUGUAUUAUAACAUCAAAAGAUGGUGAAUAAGAGCUUAAAUUAGUUUUCAAUUGUACUUACCUUUAAUGUUUAUAAGUAUUUACAUACUGUUUCUAUUGGGUCUAGGCUGUUUGUAAAUAUUUACUUUGUGU